Messenger RNA from Spathaspora passalidarum NRRL Y-27907, 240 nucleotides. RefSeq lists its product as uncharacterized. The transcript has a single exon. The record is from RefSeq and is a predicted model, not a curated record. Bases 1 to 240 code for a protein of 79 amino acids. NCBI's taxonomy places the organism in Eukaryota, Fungi, Ascomycota, Pichiomycetes, Serinales, Debaryomycetaceae.
AUGUCAUCUGUGUUAUCUACCGGUUUAAAGGGAUUAGUAGCUGGUCUUGUCAUCCCUCCCGUUGUCACCAAAUUUGUGAUUAUCCCAUACUUGUUCCGAAAUAACUUCAAGGAAAUUCAUUACAUUCAACAUGAGCUCGAUCAUGUCGGAUGGCUUGUCCGUGGUUUAGAAGAAAAUAAAGGAUACCAUGAAGAUGAUUUGUAUCGUCCUGCAAGCUACUACGGUCCAUACCAACAGUAG